Molecule: messenger RNA, 2737 nt
Organism: Girardinichthys multiradiatus
Lineage: Eukaryota; Metazoa; Chordata; Actinopteri; Cyprinodontiformes; Goodeidae
Gene: parp2
Product: poly (ADP-ribose) polymerase 2
Exons: 17
Coding region: 126-2078 (650 amino acids)
Molecular function (GO): zinc ion binding; NAD+ poly-ADP-ribosyltransferase activity
Source: RefSeq, a predicted model, not a curated record
UUUGUCCUAAACAAUCUUCUCUAGGAUCACCAGGAAACAGCAGCAGGAAAUAAAGUUGCCCGCUCUGCUUUAUUGCUAUCCUGUUUUUAAUGCUUUAAAGCUAAAAUAUAAGACCAGGGAACACCAUGAGGAGAACCAGAAGUUCAAGAAAUAAGACUCAGAGCGCUGUAGGAAACGAGGAAGUGCAGACAAAGACAGUGUGGCAGUGGAAAGGAGAUGACGGGCAGUGGGAACCGUACCCAGAUGAAGCCUGCUCCGCGCUGGAUGCUGCCACCUCAUCGGGGAAGACGUCGGUCACUCUGACCCUUGGCGAAGGAAGGGACUAUGACGUUGAUCUGAAGAAAAUGGUCCAGAUUAAUCCUGUGACAAAGUACAAGAGAAAGAUUCGCUCUCAGAAAGCAGAACCAGACAUUUUUAAUGAGGCCAGUGACAAGGUGGCAAAAAAUGGAGAUCCAGUUCAAGUUAAAGAGGAAGAGGAGGAGACAGUGGAGCAGCCGACAGCUAAGAGGAGAAGAGGACAAAGCAAGGCUGCAAGCAAAACCAAAGAAAUGGCUAAAGAGGAAAUAAAAACUGAGGAGGUGGUGAGGACAGUGGUGAUGAAGGGCAGAGCUCCAGUGGACCCUGAGUGCAAAGCUAAAUUUGGAAAGGCUCAUGUUUAUAGUGAAGGAAGUGAUGUGUACGACGUGAUGCUGAAUCAGACCAACCUUCAGUUCAACAACAACAAAUACUACCUGAUCCAGCUGCUGGAGGACGACGGCUUCAAGGUUUACAGUGUCUGGAUGAGAUGGGGCAGAGUGGGUAAAGUGGGUCAAAACAGCCUCGUAUGCUACGGAGGAGAUCUUCCUAAGGCCAAAAACAUGUUCAAGAAAAAGUUCUUGGACAAGACAAACAACGAGUGGGAUCGCAGGGAGAGUUUUGAAAAAGAAGAUGGAAAAUAUGACAUGGUGUUCAUGGACUACAGUGCUAAUGAAAAGGAGGAGAACACAACCACUGUCGACACUGCCCCCAAAAAGCAGCUCUCCAAGCUGGAUGCAAAAGUUCAGUCUCUCCUCGAACUUAUCUGUGACCUGAAAGCCAUGGAGGAGUGUGUGCUGGAGAUGAAGUUUGACACCAAAAAAGCUCCUCUUGGAAAGCUGACCUCAGAGCAGAUCCGUGCAGGAUAUGCAGCACUGAAGAGAAUUGAGUCAUGCUUGAAGAAAAAGGGAAGCCGUCGGGAUCUGCUGGAAGCCUGUAACCAGUUUUACACCCGAAUCCCGCAUGACUUUGGGUUGAAAACUCCCCCAUUGAUUCAAACAGAAGAUGAGCUGAAGGAAAAAAUUGCUCUGCUGGAGGCACUGUGUGAGAUCCAGAUUGCUGUGAAAAUGGCCCAGUCAAAUGCAGACAGUGACGAGCAUCCUUUGGACCGACAGUACCACUCCCUGCAGUGCCAACUGCAGCCUUUGGACUCCAGCUGCCAUGAGUUUAAGGUGAUAGAAAAGUACCUGCAGUCCACUCACGCCCCCACUCACUGUGACUACACAAUGAAGGUCCUUGACAUCUUCUCAGUGGACAGAGGCGGGGAGAGCAACAACUUCCUCUCACACUUGCAUAACAGGACUCUGCUGUGGCACGGCUCCCGUCUGUCUAACUGGGUCGGCAUUCUCAGUAGGGGGCUCCGAGUGGCCCCGCCUGAGGCCCCUGUCACUGGUUAUAUGUUUGGUAAAGGGAUCUACUUUGCAGACAUGUCGUCAAAAAGUGCCAACUACUGUUUUGCCAACCUGAGCAACCAUGUUGGGCUGCUGCUGCUGAGUGAGGUCGCUCUGGGAGACUGCAAUGAGCUGCUGGACGCCGACUACGAGGCCCAUAAGCUGCCUGCAGGAAAGCACAGCACCAAGGGCCUGGGUCAGACUGGACCCGACCCGAAAAACGCCGUCACCCUGAAUGGAGUGACGGUUCCGAUGGGUCCUGGUGUUAAAACGGGCGUUUUUAACCCGAACGGUUACAAUCUACUCUACAACGAGUACAUCGUUUACAACCCAGCUCAGACUCGGAUGAGGUACCUGCUGCGGAUCCAGUUCAACUACUCCUCACUGUGGUGAGAAACGACCUGAGGAGGUCCAGUCCGGAUAAAAAAAGGAUUUAUCCCAAACUGAACAUCUUUCAAGAUUAAAUUAUAAUCUUAUUGGUUGUACAUUUUAUUAACAGAAUGUUUAGCGGAAUAAUUUCCUGAUUAACUCCUUGGUCAAAGGGUUCCAUAUUUUAAAAGCAACUCCUUAGUUUUGAAGAAAACAAAACCCUCGCAACAAUUAACUAAAUAUAUACCCGAUCUUAUAGAAAGAACCCCAAUCAAUUCCUCGUUAAACCAUUUAAGGACUUCCUAAAUGAUUGCAACAGUUGACACAGGAGCCUUUCUACUCUGGAGGUGUCAUUGAAAUUUCUAAAAAGUCUUGAAAGCCUUAAAGGUCAGGAGCUGACAGAUCUGAUGGUUAAAACAGCUCAGCUUGGAUGUAAAAGGUUAAAUUAUCCAAGCAGCAAAAACAUCCCACCUAUAACCUUUUCUGCUGUUAGGUUUCGUUGGUUGUUCCUCUCACAUCCCUGUUCUUCUGGAGUCAGACUUACUUCCUGUUAAGUAGAGCCAAACUUCAUUUUUUUUUACACGAGAUGAAGGCUGUCUGAGAUGAAAAAAAACUUUUUUGCACUAGAAUUUCAUCCAAUUUCUUAAUUGUCAUAUUUGUAAUAAAAGCAGUUUUUUUUACCA